CCCACAACAAACGAAGGGGGUGGAGGGAUACUGAAGAAGGAACAAUUGUCUUAAUGCUACGCUGGGAUCAGCAGCUUCCAGUGAAGACAAAAUGAGUCGGGCAGGAAGAGGAAGAUCGUGCGGGAAGCUGCAUCCCAUUUUGGUUUGGCGAGAGGGAGGCAGCGAAGCACCUGGACUAUGGAGGUUAGUUGAUUCUCGAAAUCAGGUCGUUCGGAAAAAAAAAACUGCCGCUUUCUUUUUUUUGAAAGGAACGGCAAAAGCUUUGCCGUAAAUUUUAUUAGAAGAGAAUCUCUACCUAUUAUUAAAGCAAGUAACAUCUCUGCCUGUAUUUUCGUCCGUCGUGGUUAUUUUGCAAAAAAGUCCCUUGACUUUUUAGUAAUCAACCCUCAGUCCAAAUGUUGAAAAGAGGGGAGCUCGGGUAGAAAAAGAAGGGAAGGGAGGGGGUUAACGGGAAAAACACUUCUCCUUUCUUCACAACAGAGAGGCGGAGGGAGAUUGGGCGCGGGCGGCCGGCAGCGUCGGUGGUGCGGCGGCCGGCGUCCUGAGCUCGGCCGCGGCCGUGAAGAAUAGGAGGAGGGAGAGUGUGAAGGGAGGUCCUCUCUCCUCCUCACCUCGGCGAAGGAAGCGCUGGAGGCGGCGACGGAUCUGGCGCCAGACGAGGGAGCUCCUCGGGGAGGUCCACAUUCUUAUAUAUCUUAAGUCCCCAACUGAUCGGCAACGGCAAGUUGCUACAACCUGUCUUUCUCGUCUACGUUCUCGACGCGCAGAGGACAUGGAAGCAAACUGGAGCCACCUUCUCAACCUCCUCCUGGUUCUACUUUCUCCCAUAGCCUUCGCCGCCGGUUUUGCUGACACGCUCGGCAAGGCUGGCAACAUCACCGGCGACGAGACGCUCGUCUCGGCCAAUGGAACAUUUACCAUGGGUUUCUUCUUCCUCGGGCCGUCAACCAACAAGAAGUACUACCUAGGCAUAUGGUUCUCAGUGUCUAGUAGUGAUGCCAUCUGCUGGGUGGCCAACAGUGAGCGCCCUCUCUCCGACAAGACCGGCGCGCUGGUGCUCAGCGACACGGGGAGCCUUCUCCUGCGAGACGGCUCCGGCCAGGUCGCGUGGUCGUCCAACUCCACCAUCGCCUCCUCUUCAUCGGUGGAGGCGCAGCUCCUCGAGACCGGCAACCUGGUCGUGCGCGACCAAGGCAGCGGCAACGUCCUGCUUUGGCAAUCGUUCGAUCACCCGUCGAACACCAUGCUGUCCGGCAUGAAGGUGGGCAAGAACCUGUGGAGCGGAGCCGAGUGGCACCUCACGUCUUGGAGAUCGGCCGACGACCCGUCACCGGGGCCCUACCGCCAGGUGCUGGACACCAGCGGCCUACCGGACUUCGUCUUGUUGGACGGCAACGCCACGAUCUACCGCUGUGGCCCCUGGAACGGCCGGUCGUUCAGCGGCGUCACGGAGGCUUUGGGGAACACGUACACUGACCUGCUCACGUUGGGUGUGACGAUUAGUCCGGGAGAGAUCUCGUACAGUUACACUUCUAAACCCGGCGCCGCCUUGACUCGUUUGGUGGUGACGGACGACGGCAAGGUCAAUCGCGUCGUGUGGGAUAAGAGCAGCCGGGGAUGGACGCAUCAGCCCAUCUUUCAAGGCCCAAGGGAUCCCUGCGACGACUACGGCAAGUGCGGAUCGUUUGGUCUGUGCGACGUCAGUUCGGUGUUGUCCUUCUGCGACUGCCUCAGGGGCUUUAGCCCUGCGUCGCCUUCGGCGUGGAGUAGGGAUACCUCGGGCUGCCGGCGGAACGUGAAGCUGCAGUGUAGUAGCAAUGGGGUCACGACGGAUGGCUUCGUGCUGGUGAAAGGGGUGAAGCUUCCCGACACGCACAACGCAUCGGUGGACAUGGGCAUGUCGAUGAAGGAAUGCAGGAGUAGGUGCCGCGCAAACUGUUCGUGCUUGGCCUACGCCGCCGCGGAUAUCCGGGGAGGCGGUGUUCCUAGCGGCUGCGUCAUGUGGACGGAUAACAUCGUCGAUCUUCGUUAUGUCAACCAUGGGCAGGAUCUGUACCUGAGGCUGGCCAAGUCUGAACUAGACAAGGAUUUCCCUCUCGCGGCUGUUGUUGCACCGGUAGCGUUCGUUGGUGCUGCACUUGCCCUGUUCCUCCUGAUUUGGUGGAGAAACAAAACCAAACGCAACGCCUCAGAUGGUCCUUGGAGCCCAACUAUGGGCGAUCUCUCUUUCGAUCUGCCUACUGUAAAGAUGGCGACGGGGGAUUUCUGCCAAAGCCAUGUUAUUGGUGAAGGUGGAUUCGCUGUAGUGUACAAGGGCGAAUUACCUGACGGGAGAACGGUUGCGGUGAAGAGGUUGAAGCAGUCAGCUCUCACCGACAAAGGCAGGAGCGAUUUCGCAAGGGAGGUGGAUGUGAUGGCCAAUGUCAGGCAUGGCAACCUCCUCCGUCUCCUUGCCUACUGCAACGAAGGCGGCGAGCGCAUACUGAUUUAUGCCUUCAUGCCCAACAAGAGCUUAGACCUCUACAUAUUUGGCGAACCUAGCGACCGCGCUAGGCUGAACUGGAGGCAGAGGUUGGAUAUAAUCCAUGGCGUCGCGCACGGCGUCGCAUAUCUUCACCAGGGAUCGGAGGAAAGCGUCGUCCACAGAGAUCUCAAGCCUUCCAACAUACUACUAGAUGAUAACUGGAAACCAAAGAUAGCCGACUUCAACACUGCCAAGUUGUUCAUCAAAGAUCAGCCAGAUCAGUCUGAUCCGACCAUUGUUGUUUCACCGGGAUAUGCAUCUCCGGAGUAUUUGCAAGGCGAGAUGACACUGAAGUGCGACGUGUACAGCUUUGGUGUCAUCCUGCUAGAAACCCUUAGCGGGCAAAGGAACAGCCCCACAAAGGGAGCAAUUUCAAAUGCACGGGAGUUCUGGCAGCAGGACAGGGCGAUGGCUCUUCUCGAUCCAACGGUUCCCCUGCCUCUGUCUACGCCUGAUUCCGAGAUGAGGUCCGAGCUCGAGAGGUACGUCAAGAUUGGGCUUCUCUGCGUGCAGGAGGCACCGGAAAACAGGCCGGACAUGUCCGCCGUUGUCGCCAUGCUCACCACCCGGAACUCAGACAUCAACCUGCUGCCGCGCGCUGCGCUGCAGAACGUGGCCGCUGCCACAUGUACAUGAGAUGAGGAAGAUCUCCUCUCCAGAGUCUGCAACUAGGAAAUCGAUAUUGCUUCCAUCUCCAUUCAGCAUUUUUUUGUGUCACAGUUUUUUGUAUCCCAAAAGCUGGUAUGUGUUAUGUCUGAUAAUGCCGUGUUAAGCAUACUGCUAAGAAAAAUACAAGUGAAAAAAGUUCUUACUGCCAAUUUAGUUUGAUUGAUGAAAUGUUGCGAAAACCACCUACCGUACAUGUGCUCGGUGGACUCUCGCUAUUUUCGUCAAAUGCUGCUACUCCGUCUUAUGCUAGCUGAGUCAAAGCUUCGGAGUUACUACCCUGCUUGAGACUCUUAGCGGGCAAAGGAACGGCAAAUCACAGGGGUUGAUUCCACGUGCAUGGGAGCUGUGGGAGCAGGGCAGGGCGACGGGCCUUCUCGAUGAAGCGGUUGCUCUACCCGGACCUGCUGAUUCGUCUCUGAGCUGGAGAGGUGCGUCAAAAUUGGGCUUCUUUGCGUGCAAGAUUCACCGGACGCCAGGCCGGACAUGCCCGCCGUUGUCGCCCUUUUUUCUUUCCAGUAGUGGUGGAGUCGAAAAUCCUGCUACUUUUUUGCAUGCCCUUUUUUCUUUCCAGACAGGCUAAAAGUAGCAUGCACCUUGUUUUUGUUCAUGCCUUUUUUCAAACCACUAUUUUGUACGCCU
Messenger RNA from Setaria italica (foxtail millet), 3832 nucleotides. Its product is annotated as receptor-like serine/threonine-protein kinase SD1-8. The record is from RefSeq and is a predicted model, not a curated record. The transcript is spliced from 8 exons. Gene Ontology annotation, molecular function: ATP binding; protein serine/threonine kinase activity. Bases 773 to 3160 code for a protein of 795 amino acids. Gene Ontology annotation, biological process: recognition of pollen; protein phosphorylation. Lineage: Eukaryota; Viridiplantae; Streptophyta; Magnoliopsida; Poales; Poaceae.